This is a messenger RNA of Psylliodes chrysocephalus, 728 nucleotides long. The record is from the annotation of a GenBank genome assembly. Lineage: Eukaryota; Metazoa; Arthropoda; Insecta; Coleoptera; Chrysomelidae.
GAAAUCAUAGCGCAGUCUUACGCAAACGCUUACGUAAAAAUACAACGAAUGCUGCGAGAUUUUUCUGAAAUGCACAAAAUCAUUAAAAGAAAAGCGGAUAUAAACAAAAUUGUUUGUAGGUAGUGUCAAGAUAGACGUAAUGAAAACCGCGUUUAAUCUUUCGGUGACGUCCUUUAUAUCUGCAAUUUCCUUUUGUCGUAUCACAAUUUUUUUGCAUAAAUAUUCAUUAUGAAUUUUAUUAUUUACAUUUUUAAGAUGUUGCUGUCGUCGAGCAGGUGUUUUUUGGCUGCCAAUGCAUUUUUUGCCAUGUUCGACUUGGUUUGCAGUCUAAGUUGCUUCGAAUGCACAUUAUCCCAAGAAGGCUGUGACAAUCCCACCCAAAACAAUAUUUCCAUAGUUGACUGUGAUCGAUCCGUCUUCACUAUAGUACUGGAUCCUGAUAAUAAACAAGCUAGGAUGCGCGGCAUCGAAGGUGACGAUGAUUUUCGAUGCCUGACAACGAUAGAAAAAAGAGGAACAGAUCGUUUCUACACGAGAAGAUGCGCCCUGAAAUCAGAAAGAUCUCUUUGCGAAAUGUCCUCUCGAGACAAUUACAAUCUAGAAUUCGAAAAAUGUUCAAUGUGCUCCAAAGACUUUUGUAAUUCAUCGUUUGUACAUAAAUGUGACUUUAUUUAUUUAUUGUUAGCUGUUAUUGUCGUUCUAAAAAUAAAUUAUUUAUAAGAAAUAAG